UGCCGAGUCCGUUUGGCCCCAACCAAUGCCUAGUCAGAGUAUCAUAUAAACAGUGUCAACAAGCCGGAAAUAGCAGAGUGCUUUUGUACAUUCUUCCCACAUUUUCUUGUGCAUUCCCUGAAUCUUUUUCUUUGCAUUAUUUCAUAUAACACAACAACCCCCUUCUGAUACAAGAAAAAUGACCAAGAUCCUUGUCCUGCUGCUAUGUGUUCUCCUUGGAGCUUCUGAGGUUGUCAACGGUUCUGUUCAUCAGAAGGAAAAAGUUGGGGUAUUUGAGCUGAAGAAAGGUGAUCUUUCUUUGAAGGUCACCAAUUGGGGUGCAUCAAUUGUGUCCCUGGUUCUUCCUGACAAGUAUGGAAUGUUGGGUGAUGUUGUUCUUGGAUACAAUUCAAUUGAAGAUUACAAAAAUGACACAUCAUAUUUUGGAGCCACUGUUGGCCGGAUUGCUAACAGAAUUGGAGGAGCUCAGUUUAAUCUAAAUGGAAUCCAUUACAAAAUAGUAGCUAAUGAAGGAAACAACACACUUCAUGGUGGAUCCAUAGGAUUUAGUGAUGUUGUGUGGAAAGUUAAAAAGUAUCAAAGAGAUGGUGACAGUCCAAGGAUUACCUUCAGUUACCAGAGUUUUGAUGGGGAAGAAGGAUUCCCUGGUGAUCUGCUAGUAACUGUGAGCUACAUUCUAACUGGGAAAAGCCAAUUGGUUAUAAUCAUGAAAGCAAAAGCACUAAACAAGCCUACCCCAGUGAAUCUGGCCAAUCAUGCUUACUGGAACCUAGGAGGUGAAAACAGUGGCAAUGUUCUGAAUGAGGUGGUGCAGAUCUUUGGUUCCAAAAUCACACUUGUUGACAGCAAACUCAUUCCCACAGGAAAAUUUGCCUCUGUGAAAGGAACACCAUAUGAUUUUCUUAAUCCACACGUUGUUGGAAGCAGGAUCAACAACAAAAAGCUAGCUGCAACUAAAGGUUAUGACAUCAAUUAUGUGCUUGAUGGUGAGAAAGGGAAAAAGAUCAAGCUUGCAGCAAAAGUGUUUGAUAAGAAAUCAGGGAGAGAGUUGGUGCUUUACACAAAUGCUCCUGGUGUGCAGUUUUAUACUGGUAACUUCGUUCAGGAUGUGAAGGGGAAAGGUGGGUUUGUGUACCAAGCUCAUGCAGGGUUGUGUUUGGAGACUCAAGCUUUCCCUGAUUCAGUGAAUCACCCUAAUUUCCCUUCAACAAUUGUGACCCCAGAAAAGCCUUACAAGCAUUUGAUGCUUUUUAAGUUUUCACAUAAUAAAGCUCUUUAAGAGCUUAAAGAGAAGUAGAACAAGGAGUUUUCUUUCCCCCAUUUUCAAUUUGCUAGUACCAUGGAAAAUAAGUGUUUCAUAACUCUGGAUUUCAUCUGAACUUGGGUUUAUUGAAAUGAAUAAUUUGUUACUCAUCA
Messenger RNA from Lotus japonicus, 1416 nucleotides. RefSeq lists its product as uncharacterized. The transcript is spliced from 5 exons. Bases 179 to 1279 code for a protein of 366 amino acids. The record is from RefSeq and is a predicted model, not a curated record. NCBI's taxonomy places the organism in Eukaryota, Viridiplantae, Streptophyta, Magnoliopsida, Fabales, Fabaceae. Gene Ontology annotation, molecular function: carbohydrate binding; aldose 1-epimerase activity. Gene Ontology annotation, biological process: beta-D-galactose catabolic process via UDP-galactose, Leloir pathway; glucose metabolic process.